GGAAGAUGCCGGAGCGUGAAGGAGUUUGAGAAGCUGAAUCGGAUUGGAGAGGGCACCUAUGGCAUAGUGUACCGGGCCCGGGACACUCUGACGGAUGAGACUGUGGCACUGAAGAAGGUGCGGAUGGACAACGAGAAAGAUGGNUUGCCCAUCCGCAGCCUGCGGGAGAUCACCCUGCUCCUGCAGCUGCGGCACCCCAACAUCGUGGAGCUGAAGGAGGUGGUUGUAGGGAACCAUCUGGAGAGUAUUUUCCUGGUGAUGGGCUACUGCGAGCAAGACCUAGCCAGCCUUCUUGAGAACAUGCAGACACCUUUUUCAGAGGCUCAGGUGAAGUGCAUCACCCUGCAAGUCCUCAAGGGCCUGCAGUACCUGCAUGAAAACUACAUCAUCCACAGGGAUCUGAAGGUGUCCAACCUGCUCAUGACUGACAAAGGCUGUGUGAAGAUAGGUGAGNNUGGCCUGCCACGCCCUUAUGGGAUGCCGCCGAAGCCGAUGACCCCCAAAGUCGUCACGCUUUGGUACCGAGCGCCUGAGCUGCUGCUGGGGAUGACGACCCAGACCACCGGCAUCGACAUGUGGGCCUUGGGCUGCAUCCUCGCCGAGCUGCUGGCCCACAAGCCGCUGCUGCCGGGCACCUCCGAGAUCCACCAGAUCGACCUCAUCGUGCAGCUCCUGGGGACGCCCAAUGAAAACAUCUGGCCGGGUUUCUCCAAGCUGCCCCUGGUGAGUCAGUACACCCUGCGGAAGCAGCCCUACAACAACCUCAAGCACAAGUUCCCUUGGGGGAGUGUCUGUCAUGUCCCCUUGUCCUGCAGGGCCACAGCUAAAGACUGCCUGGAGAGCUCCUACUUCAAGGAGAAGCCCCUGCGCAACAAGCGGGCGGCCACUGCCAGCGUGGGGACGGAGAGCCAGGCAAAGCGCAGCAAGCCCUGA
Phaethon lepturus (White-tailed tropicbird) is the source of this 933-nucleotide messenger RNA. It is a transcript of the gene CDK10, whose product is annotated as cyclin-dependent kinase 10. Gene Ontology annotation, molecular function: ATP binding; cyclin-dependent protein serine/threonine kinase activity. The transcript has 12 exons. Gene Ontology annotation, cellular component: nucleus. Lineage: Eukaryota; Metazoa; Chordata; Aves; Phaethontiformes; Phaethontidae. Gene Ontology annotation, biological process: regulation of mitotic cell cycle; protein phosphorylation. Bases 124 to 933 code for a protein of 269 amino acids. The record is from RefSeq and is a predicted model, not a curated record.